Messenger RNA from Eufriesea mexicana, 638 nucleotides. RefSeq lists its product as uncharacterized. The transcript is spliced from 3 exons. The record is from RefSeq and is a predicted model, not a curated record. Bases 177 to 638 code for a protein of 153 amino acids. Lineage: Eukaryota; Metazoa; Arthropoda; Insecta; Hymenoptera; Apidae.
UGAAAAAUAGUGACAUUCCCUUUGCCUGAUUAUAUUUGCAUCGUGCAAUUUGUCCAAUUUGACAAAUUUAGAAUGAAAUAUAGGGAUCAGAUGGUCGAUAUUGGCUGGAUUUUACCGAGAAAUAAUUAUUUCUCGAGGAACUUCCUUGAAUUUCAUUUACCCGAAUAUUGUUCAUCAUGUGUGAUACAAGGAGGACAAUUACAGCAUUAACCACUAAAAGUCAAACAAAUAACAGGAGCAACUACGAAAUAAUCGAAGUAAAGGAACAAGAAAAAGAUGAAAAAAAAACAGGGAAUAGACGAAGACUACGUAGGAAAUCUUUGGUUCUUCAUUCAGCAUCGUUAAUCGUAUUACACAUAUUGGACGCAGUGCUUCUAAUCAUUCUCCUACCGUUCAUCAUCUGGCAAUGGAUUUCUGCCAACGAUCGUUUGAAGGUCACGCUGGAAUUAAUUAUGUGGUUGAUCUUUGCCGGAGUGUCCAUUCUUAUGACCACAACGUUCGUUCUGGAUGACAUUUACCACGGAAAAAGUUGCUAUGAAAAAGCUAGACAAACGAACACUGGGAAUGAACCAACGAGCAGCAGAAAAACGCCGAGUUCUUCCAAAAGCCAAGACAAUUUGUGUACUCCUGAAAACUGA